Zasmidium cellare ATCC 36951 is the source of this 1410-nucleotide messenger RNA. RefSeq lists its product as uncharacterized. The transcript has a single exon. Gene Ontology annotation, molecular function: serine-type endopeptidase activity. Lineage: Eukaryota; Fungi; Ascomycota; Dothideomycetes; Mycosphaerellales; Mycosphaerellaceae. Bases 1 to 1410 code for a protein of 469 amino acids. Gene Ontology annotation, biological process: proteolysis. The record is from RefSeq and is a predicted model, not a curated record.
AUGGACUUCCUCAAAAGCAUCUUGUUUGCAUUACUGUCGUUCAUUAUUACUUUCGCUCUUUCAGCACCGGCUAUUGUAACGACUGUCGUUACAGUCACUGCCCCAGAGGCGACACCAUCAGCAUCAGCAUCGACUCACGAAUCUGGAGGCGAAGAACACAUCGUCAUCAUCGACAAGAACGCACCAGUACCACCACAGGUCGCCGAAGUCCUCAAACGCCUGGAUCUGGAUGAAGGCCACUCCGAUGUCCGCCAUGUCUUCAACAACAGCGCAUUCCAAGGCUUCGCCGCAUCGAUGAAAUCGCACUGUCUCGAUCUCCUAGCCAACAUGUCCGACGUCUCCAUGGUCGAAAAAGCCGUCACGGUCAGCAGAGCAGACAUGGCCCGCCACGACGCCCCAUGGGGUCUGCAACGAAUCUCGACAUCUUCUGAUUUCGCCGGUAGUCCCCAGGACAUGGACUACACAUACACUUACACCGACAACAAUCUCGGCGAAGGCUCCGACGUCUACAUCAUCGACACAGGCAUCUACACCUCGCACAACGUCUUCAACGGCCGCGCCUCGAUGCUGUGGUCCUUCGACGGCGACAUGGACGACAAAGACGGCCACGGCACGCACGUAGCAGGCACAGCAGCCGGCUCGAUCCUCGGCGUCGCCUCCAACGCCAACAUCUACGGCGUCAAAGCCCUCGACGCCGACGGCGGCGGCUGGUCCUCCAACGUCGUCGCCGCCAUCGACUACGUAAUCCAACGCCACGACUCCCAGAAGAAAUCCACCCCCAACUCCAACUUCGCCGGCAGCGUCAUCUCCAUGUCCCUCGCGACCUCCGAACCCGUCACGGCAAUCACCCAAGCCGUCACCGCCGCCCUCUCCGCCGGAAUCCACACCAUCGUCGCCGCUGGGAACGCCGCCACAGACGCCUGCACCUCCUCGCCCGCCUCAUCAGGCGGAACGCACGGCUCCGCCUUAACAAUCGGCGCCAUCUCCAUAACCAACACCCCGGCGUCCUUCACCAACUACGGCUCCUGCGUCGACCUCUACGCCCCCGGCGUCGACAUCGUCUCGAGCUGGAUCGGCUCCCCAAAUAUGGUCAACGUCCUCUCCGGGACGUCCAUGGCGACCCCGCACGUCACGGGCAUCGUGGCGGUCGCAAUGGCGGGGAACGCGACGCUGGCGAGGAAUCCGGGGCUCAUGAAGGAGUCGGUGAGGAUGGUGGCUGUGGAUGUCGGGAAUGGGGUGCUGGUGGCGAAUAAUGGGAUUCGGCAGGGGGCGAGUGGGAAUGGGAAGAGAGAGGUUGUCGAUGGGAAGGGCAAAUGGGAGAGGGCGUUUUCGGGGCUGGAUGCGUCGGGGAGUUGUAGGAGGGAGAGUGAGAGCACGACGGCCGCGUGGCUCUGCAAUGCGAGAAGAUGA